AUGUCAGCUACUCUAGUCAGAGCCAAAUAUGGAAAGGACUUGGUCAAGGUCGUCAAAGUCUCGAAAAUUGCAACUGACCCAGCUGCACCACAUCUUCGCAAGACUGCUAUUGUCGAAAUGACAUGUCGCGUCUUGCUGAAUGGUCCAAAACUGGAGUCAUCGUACACACAAGCUGAUAACUCUUUGGUUGUUCCAACUGACACCGGCAAGCGAUUAAACUUGUAUUUUAUCAAAAACACAUGCUACGUAUUGGCAAAACGCAACCCAGGAACCUUGGAAUCCUCCGAACUCUUUGCCCAUCAAAUCAUCCACCACUUUUUAUCAAAAUACUCUCACUUGGAAGGCGUAGAAGUCAUUAUCAAAUCCCACAACUGGACUCGUGUACAAGUCACCACUCUGGAACCAGUCAAUCAGGCAGGAACUACGGGAACAGGUGUUGGAAAGGAUGGAUCCAUCCCAGCUCAGAAGUACGAGCACCCACACUCAUACUUCCGUGCCGGUGACGAGAAACGUACUGUACAUAUGGUAGCUAGCCGUGCUGCAGGUGGCAACGUCACGUAUACUACCGUAUCGGGAUUGGUCGAUCUCCUCAUCUUGAAAACUACUGGAUCGUCAUUCGAGGGAUACCAUCUAGAUGAAUUGACUACCCUCCAACCAGCAGCAGACCGAUUAUUCUCAACCAAUGUCGACGUAUCUUGGAACUUUGCUUCUGUUACUGAACCACUCAACACGACUACCAGCAAAUUCGUCAAACUGCCAUUUGAUAAGAUAUUUAAUGGGGUACGACAGAUCUUGAUUGACUUGUUUGCCAAUCAUGAUUCUCCGUCUGUACAAAACACCUUGUGGCGUAUCUGUGCUGAUGUCAUCGCCAAGUUUGCUGAGGUCGAGGAAGUCUCAAUGGCGUUGCCUAAUAAGCAUUAUAUUGGUUAUGACUUGGGACGAUUUGGAUUGAAGAAUACUGGGGCUGAUCAGCAAAUCUUCUUCCCUCAAGCUGAUCCAAGUGGUUACAUCACCGCCACUGUUGGUCGCAAGGGCUCUGCUCGUUUGUAA
Messenger RNA from Synchytrium microbalum, 1050 nucleotides. RefSeq names its product factor-independent urate hydroxylase (gene SMI872). NCBI's taxonomy places the organism in Eukaryota, Fungi, Chytridiomycota, Chytridiomycetes, Synchytriales, Synchytriaceae. Bases 1 to 1050 code for a protein of 349 amino acids. The record is from RefSeq and is a predicted model, not a curated record. Gene Ontology annotation, molecular function: urate oxidase activity. The transcript is spliced from 4 exons. Gene Ontology annotation, cellular component: peroxisome. Gene Ontology annotation, biological process: urate catabolic process; purine nucleobase catabolic process.